Nipponia nippon (crested ibis) is the source of this 264-nucleotide messenger RNA. RefSeq names its product neurogenin 1 (gene NEUROG1). Gene Ontology annotation, molecular function: protein dimerization activity; DNA-binding transcription factor activity, RNA polymerase II-specific; E-box binding. Lineage: Eukaryota; Metazoa; Chordata; Aves; Pelecaniformes; Threskiornithidae. Gene Ontology annotation, cellular component: nucleus. The record is from RefSeq and is a predicted model, not a curated record. Gene Ontology annotation, biological process: sensory organ development; positive regulation of transcription by RNA polymerase II; axon development.
CUCAGCAAGCAGAAGAGGAGCCGGCGGAUGAAGGCCAACGACCGGGAGAGGAACCGCAUGCACCACCUCAACUCCGCCCUGGACGCGCUCCGCAGCGUCCUGCCCACCUUCCCCGACGACACCAAGCUCACCAAGAUCGAGACCCUGCGCUUCGCCUACAACUACAUCUGGGCCCUCUCCGAGACCCUCCGCCUGGCCGAGCAGUGCCUCCCGCCGCCCCCCGCCUUCCGCGGGGCCGCCCCGCCCCCCAGCCCCGGCAGCGAC